GGUUUCCGUUGCGUUCGGAUGCACUUUUCGGCGGCCUCGCGGCGAACGGAAAAGUGCGCGGUUUUGGAAAAAAAGUGCAACUCGCGGUCAAUUAGUGUGUGCGACUCGCCAAAGUGGUGGUCAGUUGCAGGGCAGAUGCCGAUCCGAUCGGACGUGACUCGGCGAGUUCUUUUGAAGAGUUUUUCGAGUUCCUCGCGGUCGUCGUGAUUCAGAUCACACGUUCGCAACUACAAGAUUCGGCGUUCAGUUUUUGGAGGAUUCUUUUUUUUUUUUUUUUUUGGAAAGUGCCCUCGAUCGGUCGCCCGUGUAGUGGCCAUGUGGAUCGUGACCCCGGAGUAACUGGUUUAACCCCCGAGGAACGGGGAAGGAUGGUGGGCCAGAUUUAAUCGCUGAUGGUCAGCGGUGGCGUCAACGCGAGCGAUGCUGCUGGAAAAAGGACCAUCGCCGUUGUCCUCGAUCGAUGGCAUCAACGGCAGCAGCACGGAAAUGCAAUUAACGAAGAAUUUGGUGCAAAUAAAGUGAAAACGUGUGUCGUUCGGUUGAUUUAUGGGAUUUGCAUUUUGAGCAUGUGUGCAGCGGCCAGUAGAGCGUGGGGAAACGGAGCAAGAAAUCCCCGAAAAAAAUAACGAGCAGAAAAAAAAGUUGGCAAUCAAGUUUAUACUAAAUACGAACGUGUGCUAUUUUUUUCGGUUGGCACUUUGUGACGACAAAUUGGAAGAAAACUGUGAAAAAGAUUUUUCAUCUGAAACAAAAAAAAAAAAAAAGGGAGAAACUGUCGCAGUUUGGCGCUGGUGGCGUUUGAGAGUUUUAUUGCGAACAAGAUAAACUGACGCGCGACGAUAAAUUUGGCCCCGCGGGUUGAUAAGAAUGGCCGGUUGACGGAGCAAUUUUACGGAACAAAAAAGGGAGCAGGACGAUUUGGUUGCGUUUUUCAACAGUCCAUUUGGGAGUGAUUAAAUGGUUAAGAUGUGGAUCCACGGAGCGGUCCGAGUGAUGCUCGUCCAGCAGCUGGUGGCGGUUUGCGGCGUUUCGUCCCUGCUGAGCAGUGCCCUGGCGGCGUCUUCGCUGGCCGCCAACCGGCCACGGCACACCGACAACCUGUUGAUCGCCCGAUGUCGUUCCAAAUGUACGAACACAUUCGACAAAAUGAUGUGCGAAAGUACCUGCAUUCGAGAUUACCUGGAAAACUCAGCCUACAAAAAGUACGGCGAUUGUCCCAAAGACCCUCUAAACCGCCUUGAGUCCAUCUGUCUCAACACGUGCCACGGAACAGACUAUCACUGUCCGGGUGUGGAAAAAUGCUGCCCCCAUUCGUGUGGGCUAAGCUGCCAGCACCCGAUGGGCCUGGAAAAGAUUCGGGGUCUUCCACCGGUCCCGUCUCACGUAAAGCUAUUCGAAGCAGGGCGUGGCUACCGGAUAGCCGAGAUUCACUGGGAGAUUAACCUCGAGGAGGAACAGCUGACCAGUGCGAUCUACUUUGUGGUCGAGUCACGGCACCACAUCGGAAUGAGCUUCGCCGAGCGAAAGCUGGAGAAUGACUGGCAAAACCACACGCCGACGGCGAUCUUCGAACUCAAGCGUGCCGGAAGCCAAAAGCGGUACGUCGGCGAGAUGAAGCUGAAACCAGGUCGCUGGUAUCAGGUCCGGGUAGCCGCUGUAAACGAACUCGGCACCAGAGGUUACUCGGUCGUUUCGAGGGAGUUCCAACUGAGCAAAAAGCCAAACCCACCGCAAUCUCCGAAGAAUCUCACGCUGGGCCCGCUGGUGCCGAACGCCAACGGGACGUACAACCGGAAGGUAACAUGGCAACUGCCACGAUCCGAUCUUCCCGUGGACAAGUACAAAAUCAGCUGGAGCUUAUACCUGAACGCGAGCACAGCUGGCAACUCUUCUCUGUUCAAGGAGACGGCUACGGUGUCCGCGCCUGCGCGCCAUUACGAGAUUCGAGGACUGCACCCAAACAGUAUUUACUACCUGCAGAUACAUGCCAUCAGCGUGUACGGCAAGAGGCGUCUGAAAUCGGCUGCCGCAAGCGACCUUAUGAACACGUCCAUCGCUGAAGGGGUCGAAAAGAGCGCCCUUCCGAGCAUGGACAACAUGCUGAUGAGUGAUGCAAGCAGCAGCCACCACCGACGCACCAAAUCCGGCCCGUCCUCGCUGGGUCUUAACUACAAAUUUAUCGCCCGCAAGACGGGACUAGCCGUACGGAUAACCUGGCCGGAAAGGGCAGCACCAGCAGGCGGUCGAUAUCGGCUGCACCUGUGCCGCGGAGGUCGCGAGUGUUUCUCCAAACCGAUGCAAGCCAGUUCGCACGAUGUGACCGUUAAGCAGAAAACAUCGUUUGAAUUUUUAAGGUUAGACUUUGACACCCGGUACACGGUGGGCUUGCGGUUCAACCGGAAGCGACCGGCCAGGGCUAGCCAUGGCGGUCAUCAUCAGGCGAACGGCGGGUACGACAGCGUCCGGACGUUCGUGACGCCCAAGUGUGACGUUUUCGCCCGUGACCAUCCGGAUCUGCAGCUGGAGUGUUCCGCUUGAAAGUAUACAAAGUAAAUGUGCUGAUUUGCUUAAGGAGCCCGCGCCCCGAGCGGGAAUGAGCUGUGUUUCUGUUUGAGUAUUAUUCAAGGUUUUAUUUGCAAAUUAGCGAGGUUCAACUAGUGUUAAUCUAUUUUAUUCUGUUAUUAUUCUUUAAAUGCUGCGCUGCCAUUUUAUUCCUUACACUUAGAAAAGGAUACUUAGCCGAUGUGAACGUAUGAGACGAUUUGUGAGCAACUAUUGCUAAAUAAAAUUUGCAUUUAUGUAG
Messenger RNA from Culex quinquefasciatus (southern house mosquito), 2803 nucleotides. RefSeq names its product anosmin-1 (gene Kal1). The record is from RefSeq and is a predicted model, not a curated record. Gene Ontology annotation, biological process: neuron differentiation. Bases 958 to 2538 code for a protein of 526 amino acids. NCBI's taxonomy places the organism in Eukaryota, Metazoa, Arthropoda, Insecta, Diptera, Culicidae. Gene Ontology annotation, molecular function: protein binding; peptidase inhibitor activity. Gene Ontology annotation, cellular component: extracellular region; cell surface. The transcript has 6 exons.